GCGGUGUACACGGCGGAUAAGGAGUGGAAAGAUAGAGAAGAAGAGUAGAAUGUGUGACUAAGAAAGUAGUAAAGAAAAACUUUGAAAAAAAGGAAGGACAGUAAACGUCGGUAGGCCUUUAUUGAAAGCCGAGGGAACUCGCUCCAAUGUUUUCAUUUUUCAACGAUCGAAGAAGAAGAUGAAGAAGACUUCGGCUCUAAGGAGACAGUUGCCUUACAACUGAAUCUAUCAGGGCCAACAAGACUACCUCCAACCUUCCCCGCUCCACAAAUCCCUAUCCCCUCGCUCUCUCGCUAACCUCGUUGAAAGGUGCAUCAAAAUCGUUACUCCCAUCGCCUCCUCUCACUCCCAGUUCCAAAUACUUCAUCUCGACUUCGCUAGAUGACGAUGCCUUCGUGUGUAACUCGAGCUACUAUGCUUCAUAACUGGAGACAACCCAAGCACUUCUUUCUCCUGAACCUGAAGUCGUUGAAGAUAUUCUUAUUCCCACAGUCCUGCUCAUUAACAUAGACUCAAGGAUAAUAGAGGUGUGAAUUGGGUGUGAAUGUGAGGUGUCUGAUUGAGGCUGAAAAUUCGGAAAAAUGGCAUCUAUGAGUGCCGUCGAGGAGCAAAAUGAGGCUCUUAAGAGGGAACUCGCAGAGCUCACCGACAAAUUGGCGGCCCAGCAGUCGUCAGGGCAACACCAAUAUGACGAAAUUUCGCAGCUGAAGGCGAAAAUUGUCACACUCCAAAAAGGAGUGGACGCGGAGCUCGGCAAAAGGGAACAAAUCGAAGCGCAAAAUAUCAUUCUUGGGCUGCAGUUGGUAAGCUUUUUUUGUUUUGGUUUUUUUGAAUCUAGAUUUAGUGGUAGUAACUACAAUGUAUAAGUAUAUCUAUAUGUUAGGCAAAUUUGAAACCAAAACUUCAAAAUUGAUGAGCAUAUAAAUGUCGAUUCUGUUAGAACAAGAACUUGAAGAUUUUGAAGAAAACGGAUAUCCAUACUAGGGUCAUUCUCGGGCCAUGAAUGAUAAAUUUAAUCUUGUUGGUUCAAAAAUAUUUUACAGAAAGAAGCCCACGACACGGGAAAAUCAGGGAAGCAGAAAAAGCAGGUCAAGAGGCCAGAAGAAGAGGGGCCACCAGAGGCUGCCAAAGCGGCAACAAAGAUCAUCAGAACAGUAAAACUUUACUUUACUUUUAUAUGAGAGUAGGCACGUAUUUAUUAUUUGGUUUUGGGGUGCGUCGCUUCGCUUUCUAUCAUCCUCUUAUCUGUUGGUUUUUCAUCUCGAGUUUUACAGAAACAUGAUUUUCAGAAUAGCACGCCAUGAAAUUCCCUACUUCAUCAAAGCAAACACAGCGCAGGUAGACCAAUGGCUACGACAGCGAGAUCUCGAGCAAGCUUUACUCCGAGGCAGUGCGAUAUCCGACAUCGGCUUUUCGACUUUGGUACUUGUGAGUUUUAUUGUUCCGCAGCGGAUGGAGAUGACGUAUCUAUCAUAAUGUGAGGCUGCCUUCUAGAUAGAGACUUUCCGGGGGGCCAUGUUUAACUUUCCGUUGACUAUCGUCGACACGUUUUUCCGAUGACCAUUGCUACCCCUCUGUCCAUCAUCUCUACCUCUUCAUCGGCCAUGCCUAGCUUUCUUUCCACAAACCACUCUAGGCUCAAGUUCUGAUCGAUUGCCCAUCACUGCAUACGCUCGAUCUGUCGAAGAAUCAGCUUACGAUGGAUUCUUGCUCGGAUAUUUGUCAAAUUAUCACGACGGCUCCGACGAUCAGCUACAUAUCACUGGAGGCGAACCUGUUUUCCCUGCGAUCGAUUGGUUACUUCAUGACCGCGAUCAUGGAAAGGCAGAACAACAAGAGGUAGUCAAUUAGGCCAUAACGAGUUACAUUCUGAGCCCCAAUAACUAUAGUAUACUGAUUUCAACAUCCUGAUUUGUUUUCUUCUACGCCGAUCAUUCAUCCCGGCAUUAAGCAGUCUGAUUCCGAAUGCAUGGGGAAUGGUUCUGACGUCAGAUUUUGUCUUUUCCCUCUCUGUGUACGUGUAGUGUGACAGUCCGUCUUUAUUUCAACGAAAUCUUCUCGUUCUAGCUAGCUUUUUAAUCGAAUGCUUUGCUUGCGCCUACAUCUACUCCACCUCCACUACUGCACCAGCUUGACACCGCUAGCGAUUCUGCACAUGCAAGAUAACGACGGAAUUAUCCAGGCAAUAGAGGGAGAUAUCCAGCCAACCAGUGCAGAUGUAUUAUUGAGGAUAUUUCUAUCUCAAGCAGUGUUACUUCUAAAUGUCGAUGUUUUCGUGCUGAUAGUGAUUGUCUCCUAUCUGCUACAGCAUUAGUCGUGGGAUAUUAGCUCCUGGAUAGAUUCAGGAACCAACACCAAGUCUCGAUCUUAAUCUUAAACAUUAUAUAUCAUGAAGCAUCUCGAUGAUUUUAAGACACCACGUCACAUCACAGCUGAAGACAUGGCCGAAGUUAGCGACGUUUCCGAAUCCGGCACCGGUGAUUCUGCUGGCGUUGAGCAAAGCUUUAUGGAAAUUCCUCCACGAUACAGGGCACCCGCAAGUCAAGAGCACAAAGGUGGAUCAGGUAUUGGGGAAUAGGUUGACUAUUCUAUGAAUAUGCAUUAACUACAGACCGGUGGGUGAAGAUGAGUACACUUAUGAUAGUAAUAGUAUCUGUAUUUCUACGCAUUUGAAGAUGGGGCACUGAGGUUGCUGUUGUAGGAUGUGAUGAUACUGAAAUGAAUCCUGUCUCGUUUUUCAAUGCAGUGAAGUCCUUACAACGCCAUGGAGGUAUCACUCACACUCAACUAUAUAAUAACAGGUAAAGUGGAACCGAAUGGACCCACACACAAUCAAGAAAAUGCAGUCAGCACUAAGCAAAAUUCUCCUUAUCAGCGAGGACGAUGUUUCGGACAAGAAAAAACCAGGUUUAAUUUUUUACAACUAGUAUGUAAAUGUAGAUGUAGACUUCACAUUGUAGUUUCUUUGUCGGAAUAUCUACCGUGGCGAUUCCACUUUCCUGGGUUAGUUGAACUUUUGCUGGUCACGUCGAAACUCAGCAAGAGGAAAUAUCCACACUUUGACUCUUUUAUCAACGUAGACUUGCAAUGCGCCUUUCUUUGUCACUCUUUCAAUUGACUUGUAGCUACCUUGACCGCUGACCAAGCGAUUUAUUUGCCGAGCGACGACGUUGGUGCAGAAGUUGAGAAGAAGAAAGAGGAGAAGGCAGCAGAGUCGAAGCAUGAGGAAGCAGCGCUGGAAACCAAAAAGGAGGAAAACAAAGCUAGUGGCGCGGCGGCGGUGUUAAAGGGUUCGAAGACCUCAGAGGGGCCAAAAGCGGAGUCAAAAAGCACAACGCAGAAGACAGGACCAAUCGUGGUAGCGGAACCAAGAGAAAAAUGCCAUACCUUCAAUCUCAAGCAAAUACUCACGAAGAAUGGUAUUAGCCACAUUUUUUUUUUGAUAGAAGAUACUUUGCUUUUUACUAAAAAACAUUAUAUAUACUGUCGUACUACUCUGGGUAAGUUCUUAUACGAAACAGCUAGAUGAUGUACAUCAUGUAGAUGCGAAGGUGACUGAAAAUCGAAAUUCUCAUCUUUUCAUCUCCUCGUGAGAACCUGCUUCUCUCUCUUCUCAAGUAUGAGACCGCAUCAACGACCUAUCAAACAGGUACUAUUCUGAUGAAUAUGCUCGAACGCAUGCUGGAUUCAACGUCUAUUGAUGCGCGGGAUAUAGAGACGGAGAGGACGCUCCUCGAGCAUGCGUGCCACACGGGUAAUUUGGCACUAGCGAAGUUGUGCUACAGGAGAGGCGCGAACCUCAAUCAGAAAAGUCUAUCUGGCGAUAUCCCAUUUACAAUUUCGACAAAGAACAAGAGGUAUUGCCUAGACUUUGCGUUUGCUAUGUUUUGCAUUGAUUAUCUGUUUAUUCCUUUUGACCAAUAUUUCAUUACAACCCGCUUACCGUUACUGGAACUUGUGAUGACUCAAGAAACACUAGGUCUUCACCUCUCGCUCUCCUUCUGAAAUUUUUUUUCUUAUCGUGCUACUGAACUCACCCCUAUCAGGUACGAUAUCAUGGAGUUCUUGCAUCUCUACGGGGUUAGCGUAAAUUCAGCAGACAACAACGGCUGCACAGCGAUGCACGUACUAUUGACCUAGAUUUUUUCAUGACAGAUAUUCGAUAUUUGAGAGUUCGAAAGAGGUCAACAACAACAUAGAGCGGCAGCAUGGGUUACAGAUUCUUGCAUGAACUGUAUUGAGGAAAAAUACCUUCAACGUCACGAGUCUUUCCAACAAACACGGCGCAGGUAGCAACAGCAAACAACGACGUCGAUGCAGUUUGCAGGCUGGUAGAGUGGGGAGCGGAUGUCAAUCUCCAGGACCGAGUGGGUAGAACCCCACUGCACUUCGCAGCAAUCGGUGGCCACAGCGAAGUAUGCAUGCUACUCCUCGAGCUCGCAGCAGACCUCAACGCAAGAGACGCAAAAGAGUACCAUCAACCUAUUAUAGCAAUAGCGAACUACUUUUUCCUAAAAACUCAGCUUAAAGGUCUCUGUGGAUCAUCAUGAUGUUGCUACAUAACUACGAAAGAGACUGAGACCAGCUGUAGAAGUUCUUUCUCCGUCAUUCUGACCCAGGUACACCGCGGUGGCACACGCUGAGAAUAACGAUCACUUCCAAUUGAUGGAUCGAUUAGUUGCGCUAGGUGGUAAGGGGCACGGCCUCCAGAAGGGCGCCGCAAGCGCAGACGCCAAGCCACUGGGCUUCACCAGUGUCAGUGCAGGAGAACUGAAGGCUUCGGCACUAGGACGCCUGGCCAAGUGGAAGCUCGACUACAAAGACUAAAUAUAUUUUGGUCUACUGGUUAUCGUUAUAGUGGUGUGAAGGGAAGAAGUACUAGUACUACAGAGAAGGUCUACGCGAAUACUAGUAGUACUGCUAUAGAGAAGAUAUUGGUAGUGCAUCUAGACUGGUGAGGAGAGUCGGACUGCGCGAAAUGCAUCUUUUUUACGAAGGAGUAAGGACGUACUAAGACGAUAGUCUCUGAUCGCCUUCAACAUCACCACCACGACAAGGAGGAUUGAAAAAGCACAUCAAUUUACUGUACAUGUACUGACAAGGACUGCGUCUUCAAUUUUACAAGAAAUGACUCAACACCAUCAAACAAGACGAAUUGCACUGAAAAUAGAAUCUACACGCAAGGCCACUACUUGCUACAUCAACUGCUGAAGACGCAAGUCUACUAGAUCUACGGGGAAUAGUCAUACUACAGUGCGGUUGAAGCAGUCUCGGAGGUGCCAGUCCAACCAUCGCUGCUUUACUAGAAUGAAGACAUGCCUGACACCAGAGGCUGCGACGCUGAGCUGCAGCCGCACUAGAUUUAUAGAUGAUUGAACAUUGGAACAAGGUUUAGUUGUACAUUUUGAUCAGGGUUUGACUUACUUACUUACAACUAAUGAAUAUACAAUGCUUACAAAGAACUACCAGCUAUUGCGCGAAAUCAACGGCUCUACUUUCUUUCUUCGUGUUUGACUUUUGAUUGAUUCAGGGAUAUUGAAAAUCUGUUGCUGUACAGCUACAGAUGAUCUAUGUAACUAAUUAUUUGCCUCAGGGACUGACGUUGAAAAACAACUAUUGAUUAUUACGCAUAUUUGAUUCCAGGGACCUACGAACGAACACUCACAAAUUUCAGCGAACAACACACUACCAGAACCAGAGCUUGUUGUAAAAUAGAAAUUAAUGAACACCAGAACAAUGCACAUGCGAAAAAAUAGCUCGAUAACCACGCAAAUCAACGCAACGCGCAGGACAAAGAAUCUGAACUUGGUAUUUAUGUAAUCAGAAAAACCUGAGGAUAGUGUCUGAAAAAAGAGGCACAACUUUUCAAAAUUGAAAAACAAACUAGUGUGAAAAGAGUUGUAGGCGGAUGAAAAUGGUCUGAGCUGGCAACUGAGUCAGAUAAGGUUAAGAUCGCCGAGUGCUGAUGACAUAAGAUUAUGAUGGCAAAAUCGCUUAGUGCCGGUCGACGAACGACGCCCUUCC
This is a messenger RNA of Amoebophrya sp. A25, 6024 nucleotides long. Lineage: Eukaryota; Dinophyceae; Syndiniales; Amoebophryaceae. The record is from the annotation of a GenBank genome assembly.